UUUGUUUUACCGUCGACGCAUCUCGAGCCUCUCGGGGGCCGCUGCUGGUUCCCUGAGCCGGAGAUUGGAGACCUUUGAGUCGGCUGAAACUCAUUUCCUGAUUGGCCGACUGGAAGGUGCGUGGUGUGACGGAUCACCCAGUUGAAGAGAGUUGCUUGUCUCUGCGAAGUGUCCGUCUGUCUUUUGACAGCUACAUACCCUUUUAGAAGUUGUGGGUCCACGUGAAAAAAUCAAUCAUGGAAUUAUUGGUUCGGUAUCUGGACCGGAGCAAUUCAAUUAGUUCUGCGUCCACUCAAGAUGGUAUCAAAGAGGAGAACCUGAGAGAUGACCUGAAGUAUUACUUCAUGAGCCCGUGUGAGAAGUACCGGGCCCGACGACACAUACCCUGGAAACUUGUGGUGCAGAUUCUUAAAAUUGUUAUGAUCACAACACAGCUCAUCCUGUUCGGCCUCAGCAACCAGCUGGUGGUGUCCUAUAAGGAGGAGAACACAAUGGCGCUCAAAAACCUUUUCCUGAAGGACUACAGCGGUGUGGACGAGGACGAUUACAGUGUUGCUGUUUACACCCAACAAAGUGUCUACGACAGUCUGUUUUAUGUCCUGGAUCAGUACAGCCAGUUGGGCCGGCUCUCUGUGGGUCCCAUCAGUUACGGUGAGGAUGAGGACGGUCAUCUGCUGCCUCUCAUCAUCUGUAAAGAAUAUUACAAGAGGGGCAGCGUGGAGCCCUCAGAUGAGGCGUAUGAUAUAGAUGCCCAGCUGGAGACAGUUUGUAUGUCACAUGAUCCAAAGACUGCAAACCAAUGGAAAACCCAUAAUUCAUCCUUUUUUGAUCUGGACUUUUACAGGCUUGUUGACAUGAAAAUAACCUUCCAGCUGAAAGGCAUCAACCUGCAGACGGUGCGUUCACGGGAGUUACCUGACUGCUACUUGUUCUUCAUUACGAUAACAUUUGACAACCAGUGUCACAGUGGAAAGGUGAAAAUAUUCCUGGACAUAGACAGUCAGAGCUGUGCAUGUCAGGACUGGAAGAUAUCUGGGACAGCUCAGAAGAACACACACUAUCUGCUGGUGUUUGACGGCUUCGUCAUCCUUGUUUGCCUCACAUCGGCUGUGCUGUGCACCCGUUCCAUCGUACUGGCUGUCAGGUUACUUCAGAGAUUCUCCAGAUUCUUCCAUGAGAACUACAAUCGUAAAGUGUGUGAGGAUGACCAGAAGGAGUUUCUGAACGGCUGGUAUGUGCUGGUCAUUGUCAGCGACCUCUUGGCCAUUAUUGGAUCAAUACUGAAGAUGGAAAUACAGGCAAAGAGUCUGACCAGUUAUGACGUGUGCAGUAUCUUUCUGGGAACAGCCACUUUAAUUGUGUGGGUCAGCGUGAUCAGGUACCUGGGAUACUUCCAGAAAUACAAUGUUUUGAUUUUAACCAUGAAAGCAGCCUUCCCCAAGGUCCUGCGUUUUUGCUGCUGUGCCGGCAUGAUCUACCUCGGCUACACCUUCUGCGGGUGGAUUGUACUGGGACCAUACCAUGAGAAGUUUGAGGGCCUGAGUCGUGUAGCGGAGUGCCUGUUCUCCCUGCUGAACGGCGACGACAUGUUCACCACCUUCGCCCAGCUGAAGGACAAAAACACUUUGGUGUGGCUCUUCAGCCGGGCCUACCUCUACUCCUUCAUCUCCUUGUUCAUCUACAUGGUGCUGUCGCUCUUCAUCGCACUCAUCACCGACUCCUAUGAGACCAUCAAGAGGUUCCAAAAGGAUGGAUUCCCGCCGACGGACCUGCAGAAGUUCCUCAGAGAACAGAAAGAUUUUCCUGUUUUAGAGGAGAGCAGUCAGACAGAUGGUCACAUCAGAUACUCUGUGUUGUGCUGCUGCCAACGAGUUCCAGCAAGUGACGAUGUUGUACUGAUCAGCUGAUAGCUGUUCCACCUACAGAGGGAAGCGGAUCAGGGAAGAGGAGGAUGCUGAAAACAUGACCUCACACAUCUGAUACAGACUUCAGGAUCAAACCAUCUACUGCAAAAUCCUCAAAAGAGCAGAGUUAUUGAUUAUGUGAAGUGCAAUAUGAAAUGCCAGUUCCCUGUCUUUAACAUGAAACUGGAGAUGGAGCUGGAACUGGAAAGAAAAAAGGUUUGUUAACAGUAUCUACUGAAGUUCAGGAUGCUGUUGAACAGUUUACUGAGCCUUUGUAAGGUCUGUACAUGCAUUUAGUUGCCAAAGAACUUGAUUCAGUGUUUUCUGCAGUUGACUGUGGCUGCAAACACUGGUGCUAUGUAACAUUAUGCAGUGCUAGAUACAAUGUAUUUGUCUUGUGUUUUUGUACAGAUUGCAGUAAAGCUAAUAUUUUCAUUUG
Molecule: messenger RNA, 2343 nt
Organism: Anoplopoma fimbria (sablefish)
Lineage: Eukaryota; Metazoa; Chordata; Actinopteri; Perciformes; Anoplopomatidae
Gene: mcoln2
Product: mucolipin TRP cation channel 2
Exons: 14
Coding region: 237-1907 (556 amino acids)
Cellular component (GO): membrane
Molecular function (GO): NAADP-sensitive calcium-release channel activity
Source: RefSeq, a predicted model, not a curated record